UUAAGGAGUGAGCAUUCACAUCCAUCAAAAGGACAAUCUCUCUCUACUCUCUGCCUCCUCUGAUACUCGAAGAUCGGAGGAUUCCUGAAUCUAACUUCUGCAAAUCGAUUUGAUAGCAACGGUGCAAACAACGAGGCUCCACGAUUGCGUGGGAACUAAGGGUGGGGAGGGAACGGGAGGGAAAUGGUGUUUGCCCAUAAUCAUCAAAUCAUUUGAGUAGAAGCUGCACAGGGGAGUGUGAUGCUGCCGUAGCGUCCGCGAAGACCAAGUCUUCUUUCGGGAGGAUCGGCAGCUGCCUGCUGCGGUCUUCCUCGUCUCUGAAACCCACGUAAUGCUUUGUCAGUAGUUGUCUCUGUUUGCCCUCCCGAUUCUUGAGUGCAACUUUGGGUGUUUUCAUAGUGAAGUGGAGAAGCCAUGCACAGUCAUAAUUGAAAAGCAACCAAUCUUGGCAAUUCAAACAAAUUUGAACAUUAGGGCUCUCUUGCAGCUCCUUCUCUUUUGAAGUCAACAAAUAAUUGAAAGAUGGCUGCUGAGCUUGUCAACACGGCAACGAGUAAUAAGUUGGCAGAAAUGGAUUGGACAAAGAACAUUGAGAUCUGUGAGUUAGUUGCUCGUGAUCCAGGGGUAUCGAAAGAUAUUAUUAAGACCAUCAAAAAACGACUGGGGAGUAAACAUUCAAAUGCACAACUCUAUGCAGUCAUGCUGUUGGAGAUGCUGAUGAACAAUAUUGGAGAACCUAUUCAUAAGCAAGUCAUUGAAUUGGGGAUUCUCCCUAUUCUUUCGAAGAUAGUUAAAAAAAAGACUGACUUGCCCGUACGAGAGAGGAUAUUUCUUCUUCUAGAUGCCACACAGACAUCCUUCGGUGGUGCUUCUGGGAAGUUUCCUCAAUAUUAUUCUGCAUUCUAUGACCUUGUAAGUUCUGGAGUUCAGUUUCCUCAGAGGUCUCUAUCCAUAUCGUCAGAUAAUGCUCCUGCAAAAGUUGUGAGGAGAUCCACAGGUUAUCCUGCUCCAGAAGCAAUUAAAAAGAGUCCUUCUGACAGGGAGCCAGCAUCUAGUAGACAGGAUGGAUUUUCUCAGCAAUCAGACUCACAUUCUGUCUCUGAAUCGAGUAUUGUUCAAAAGGCCCGUAAUGCAUUAGAGGUUCUGAAGGACGUACUUGAUGCUGUUGAUGCUCGACAUCCUGAGAUUGCAAAAGAUGAGUUCACACUUGAUCUCGUGGAGCAGUGUUCUUUCCAGAAACAACGAAUAAUGCAACUUGUGAUGACUUCUAGGGAUGAAAAGGUGGUUUCUCAAGCAAUUGAGUUAAAUGAGCAGCUUCAAAAUGUUCUUACACAACAUGAUGCUCUGCUCUUGGGUAGGUCUGGCUCACCAGCCAGUCAUGUUAAUUAUGAAGAGAUCGAGGAAGAGGAAGAUGAGCAGCUUUUUCGAAGGUUACGAAAAGGAAAAGCUUGUGUGAGGCCUGAAGAUGAAGAGGGGAUAGUGCAAAGGCCAUUAGAAUUGUUUGGAUCAUAUGUUCCUGGAGAAAUAGCAUACCGUCCACUUAUCCGGUCUCCAUCUACAGUGCUAUCCAGGGAAUCCAAUGGGCAGGGUCCACCUGUGGCAAUCCCUCCUCCACCAGCAAAACACGUCGAGAGGGUAAAAUAUUUUCAAGAAAACAAUUCGGAUGGCUCUGCUGUUGCUGGACACAUGAGGGGCCUAUCAUUACAUAGUCGCAAUGGCAGCAGUUCACAAAGUGGAAGCAUCUAUAACAGUGACUGAUUGGACAUUGAUCUUUUUCAUGCUUUGGUCUGUGAUGGGUGCAACCUCUGCCAUCACCUGGUGUGGAGCUAUAUACUUCUUUCUGAACCUCAACUCAUGGAUGUAAGCAGGCAGCUCCUUUGUAAUUGGCAACAAGAACACAAUGACUUAGUGAUAGGGGCUAUGCAUCAGUCAAGUUUCUCUCAUUGUGUUGUGUCCACAAUGCAGAUAAUUGCAUUGGGGGAGAGCGACGGAUGUCCCUGGUCCCAAUAUAUAUUCAUAGAUGGGAAGUUAUAUUAUCAGCGUUUGCCUUUGUACUGUUUUUGUAUGUAAAUAUGAGAAGAUCAUUAAGUCAA
Molecule: messenger RNA, 2093 nt
Organism: Eucalyptus grandis
Lineage: Eukaryota; Viridiplantae; Streptophyta; Magnoliopsida; Myrtales; Myrtaceae
Product: TOM1-like protein 5
Exons: 12
Coding region: 523-1758 (411 amino acids)
Biological process (GO): protein transport to vacuole involved in ubiquitin-dependent protein catabolic process via the multivesicular body sorting pathway
Molecular function (GO): phosphatidylinositol binding; ubiquitin binding
Source: RefSeq, a predicted model, not a curated record